CAAAAGAUUUUCCCUUUCCCUCCCUCUAUCAACCCUGAACCAACCCCUACUACUGCAACUUCACUUCUCUUUCCCUUUUUUCCUUCUACACUCUGCCCUUCUUCUUUCCUCUUCUCUGCAACUGCAAUCAAAGCAAACGUCUCAGCAGCAAGCAACCCAUCACAACACCAGAAGCAUUUAUCCAUGCUUCACUUGCUCAUUUAUUGUUUGCUUGAUAUCUCUCUCACCUACUAAUCUUCCUCGAGCUCUUCAACAGUGAAGUCUCCCAUCCCACCAUAGCCCCAUUUCUUCUCGUAUCUUCUUACCUCUGAUUGCUGGUUCAGAAAACCGAAAUCUUCACUUCACUUCACUUUCGUGUUUUGGUUCUUUCUUUUACUCUGAGAAACAGAGCGAAAAAAAAGCAUCUUUAUUACAACACAAACACAGAAACACAAAAACAGAGCACCCUGCUCUGUUUUCUGUUCCUUUUUUCCGCUACUCUGAAGAUGCAAAGCUUCAGGGCUACAGCGUCAUCAUCCCACCAUCAUUAUCAUCACCAUCAUCACGAUACCAUUCCUUCUACUGUUUUCCAUACCUCUGAAAUGUACUGCAACUCCCCUGUUCCGCCACCUCCUUACUUUUUCCGAGGAGGAGGAGGAGGAGAAGAAGAUGAAGACUGUAGAAGCCAAACCCGGUUUGGUGACCUUGGGGAGCUUGAUCAUCCCCAACCAACAACAACCCACUCUCUCCCCCCACCUCCUUCUGCUUUCCAACACCACCAUGCUGUUGAUUUAAGCCCAAGCUCCAUGUUCAGUUCAAAAUCAGGAAACAAUGUCGCCCUCGCCCAUGGAAGCAACACCAGUUUACAUUUCGCUUCGCCAUUGAUUACGACUGGGAUCGGAGAGGUUGCAGCGGCAGGGUGUUUGGACACAGGGCAAUACCUGUACGGGAGAGCGACAUUGUUGGGGAACGAGCAGCAGAAUAACAACAACAAUAGCAACAACAGUAGUAGGUGUGGUGGUAAUCUCGAGAAGUGGGGGGAUUCAAUUUCAACCUCGACCGGGAUGGGUGCAGGAGGAGGAGGAGAUACGAGCCAGCAGACUACUGACACUUCCACAGAUGUCGAUACUGAUGAAAGAAACCAAUUUCACCACCAGCAGCAGCAGCAGAUUGGUGAUGGUGGCCAACAUGGCUCAAUUUUGGUGGUUGAUUCCAUGGAUCAAUCCAAGGGCAAAAUCGAUGACCAAAAGCAGACUCUUCGAAGGUUGGCUCAGAACCGGGAAGCAGCCAGAAAGAGUCGCCUGAGGAAGAAGGCUUAUGUCCAGCAGCUUGAGAACAGUCGCUUAAGGCUUACCCAACUCGAACAAGAACUACAACGUGCGCGCCAACAGGGAAUUUUCGCCGCCUCCACAGGUGCAUCGGUGGACUACCAUGGCCACUCAGUAUCAGGAAAUGGAGGCGGUGGUGCGAUGGCAUUCGACAUGGAAUACGCACGAUGGAUCGACGAGCAUCAGAGGCUGAUCAACGAGUUGAGAACCGCCGUGAACUCCCAGAUGGGCGACAACGAGCUCCGCAUUCUAGUCGACGGCGUCAUGGAUAACUACGACGAGAUAUUCAGGCUGAAGAGCAUCGCGGCCAAGGCCGAUGUUUUCCACAUGCUCUCCGGCAUGUGGAAGACUCCGGCCGAGAGGUGCUUCAUGUGGCUGGGUGGAUUCCGCUCUUCUGAACUACUCAAGAUACUAGGGAACCAGCUGGAGCCUUUGACGGAUCAGCAGCUAGUGGGGAUAUGCAAUCUGCAGCAAUCAUCUCAGCAGGCCGAAGAUGCUUUGUCGCAAGGGAUGGAAGCCUUGCAGCAAUCCCUCGUCGACACGCUCUCUUCGUCGUCCCUGCGAUCAGCUGGCACUGGUAAUGUGGCGGAUUACAUGGGCCAGAUGGCCAUUGCUAUGGGAAAGCUUGCCACGCUGGAGAAUUUCCUUCACCAGGCUGACCUUCUGCGGCAGCAGACUCUGCAGCAGCUGCAUCGAAUCCUGACGACUCGGCAGGCUGCUCGCGCCCUGCUCGUGAUCAGCGACUACACCUCUCGGUUAAGGGCACUGAGUUCUCUAUGGAUGGCACGACCAAGAGAUUGAUAGGUUCAUAAAAAAAGAACGUUUUGGUGUGUGGGGGGGAAUGAUGGGACAACUGGUUUUGGAUUCCUCAGAUUUUGUUUCUGUUGUCAUUUCUCCAGUUGUCUGGAUAUGUUUAGUACAAGAGAAGAUUACUGUAGAAUUUGCAGGCCGAACACUUAUAAUGCACUAAUGUAAUGUAGGUUGAAUGACAAUUCACACUAAUUUACGGACGAAAUUGACGCUCUUGUUAUUGAGAU
Messenger RNA from Linum tenue, 2344 nucleotides. The record is from the annotation of a GenBank genome assembly. Lineage: Eukaryota; Viridiplantae; Streptophyta; Magnoliopsida; Malpighiales; Linaceae.